Molecule: messenger RNA, 749 nt
Organism: Plectropomus leopardus (leopard coralgrouper)
Lineage: Eukaryota; Metazoa; Chordata; Actinopteri; Perciformes; Serranidae
Gene: cnep1r1
Product: CTD nuclear envelope phosphatase 1 regulatory subunit 1
Cellular component (GO): cytoplasm; Nem1-Spo7 phosphatase complex
Source: RefSeq, a predicted model, not a curated record
CGCAGCCAACAGCAGGCUGCUGCCACCAGGCUCAGAUAUGAACUCCCUGGAGCAGGCCGAAGAUCUGAAGGCCUUUGAGAGAAGAUUGACAGAGUAUGUCUCCUGUUUGCAACCUGCAACAGGCAGGUGGAGAAUGAUCCUGAUAGUAGUGUCUGUUUGUACAGCUACUGGAGCUUGGAACUGGUUAAUAGACCCAGACACACAGAAGGUCUCUUUCUUUUCAUCACUGUGGAAUCAUCCCUUCUUCACCAUCAGCUGCAUCACUCUUAUAGCUCUCUUCUUUGCUGGGAUACACAAACGAGUUGUGGCACCAUCAAUUAUUGCUGCCCGCUGUCGGACUGUUUUAGCAGAAUACAACAUGUCCUGUGACGAUACGGGGAAACUUAUUCUCAAGCCACGGCCGAACAUCCAAUAGCCACAAGCUUGAGUGGGGCGGUCAGGUGUUCCUGGAGUUUGCUGGGGGCCACUGAUGACUGCAGUGGAGUCCUUUGGGUCCUCUAAACCGCACCGAGAAUAAAUUCACUGAGGCCGACUGUCAUGUGAUGGAAAUGCGUUUCGAAGAAAGAAGAAAUGAACUGAUGGGACCUUUUUUUUAAUAGUGUCACUGUGCUGAUGUCACAGUUUCAGAUGUGAGGGAGAGUUCAGAUGUGUUUAUUUCUGUUUCUGAUGUUGAGCAUGUAUUUUAACCAAAUGUUUCUAUUUUUAAAGUUAUUUACCUAAUAAAUACUUGAAGGUAUGAGUGUUUGAAA